AUGUCCUCCCCGGUUCUGCCUGAGAAUGAGCCACAGAUUCAGCCUCGACACCCCUUGGCUAGACCGGGUCCCAUACCAGACAUCAGAUUAGAAGGGUUAUAUGUCGAGAGGCCUCCUUCACUGGUACCAAGGGCGGACUCCACGUCCACUUCCGAUAAUGCAGCAACGACCACCUCAUGUGGACCGCACGAUACCUCCGGGCCCUGCGAGCGAUAUUACAAUUCCGAUGGUUCCAGUACAACCUUGCCCAUUGUCCUUGGGGUGGUCAUCCCACUGGGCAUUGCGUUGAUUGUGUUAAUAUAUUUGCACCGGCGACAUGUGAGAAAUUUAAAAAGGGAGGAUGCGGAGGACAAACACCGGUCACUUGACUUCGGGUUGGAUGAAGCUCAGCAAAAGCCUCGCAAGAAGAACGCUCGGAAUCUCCCGGAAAUAUCCAUGGCUGAGAAUAAGGAAAUUGGUCGAAGAGGUCGCGGUUUGUCCAUGGAUCUGGGCAUGAACAAUCCCUACCUCCUGCCUCCCGAGCUGCAACAUUCUCGGGAGUCAUUGCAUUCCCUUUCCCGCUCAAUGAACACUGGAGAUGACAAAUAUCGAGUGACAACAUUCAUACCCGACGACGGAUCGAUUCGUCCGCCUUCAAGUGUGAGAAGCCCGAUUGACGAUUCUUCCAGCUAUACCGGGUCAUCGAGCCGUCGAUUCCCGUUCGACUCGAAACAGAACUUGCUUCGUAAUGCACAGAACAGCCCGAUCGGAUACCCUUCUCGCCGGACAUCAACCAACUCUGGGCACAAUGUUUCAGCAGACGCAUUGGCUGGCACCCGGAAACCACUCAAUCAGGCCAGCAACAACAAUUUGUUGGCUCCCGGGGCGAUUGACACUGCUCGUGACUCCUUUGUGAGUACUACCGACAGCAGUGGAAUAAACGCGCUGCGAGCCAGCAACAAUUAUCUCGGCCAAUUCAUUAGGGGAGGCCACAAGGAGGAGCCGAUCAAGAAAGAACCUGUUUCGGCCGUGACGGAAGUCCAUGUCGAUUCUCCGGUGGAACAAGUGCAAGUUCCUCCCCCUGCUAUGGUCAAGGACGCUCAUCCUAUUCCCUCACCGCCAGCUUCGGCUCCUCUUCCGCAGGAUAAGUCGAUCACACCCAGCAUCACCCUAAGCCUGCCUGAUGAACGCCAGCCAAGAUUACCUCAAUUAAGUUUUAUUGAUUCUCAGGGCGUCCGGCAAAACUCCAUUGAACCUGAUAUCAAUCCCCAAGCACCCUCGACGACUUCCAACAAUACUCCUCAACAUUCUAAUACCCCCUCGGCUGAUCUCAAUCGACAAGACCGCCCAUCCCAAGGCCAGACUUCUCAGCAUAACCAUCAAGAUCAAUAUGACGAAGACGACUACUAUGAUGAAUACGAUGUCUACGGCUCUCUGGAUCAUCAGGAAUACCAAGACUAUCGAGAUUAUCUCGGCUAUGAUCCUCGUCGAUUCACCAUGGGCGUGCGGCCAUUACCACCGGACGAUCCCACCGAAAAUCCAGAGCAACGAGCUAACCGCAUUCGAUCAUUCUACAAAGAGUACUUCGAUGAUUCCAAGCCUCAAAACUCUGCCCAGUAUUAUGAUGGAGGGGAGGGCUACUACGACUACUAUGGACCAGAUGGCUAUUACGAUCAGGGGGGUCACCACCCGCCUCGCGGACAAUCGCAAAAUGGGGUGUAUGGGCGGCAUCGCGCAACGGUAUCCAAUGGAAGCUAUGUGCCGGGACCAAGGGCGUUUUCGUCCGCAUCAGGUCGAUAUGGUGGACGUCCUCCUCGCAUGCCCCCCAAGAAGAAAUUGCCUCCACCCAAGCCGUUGAACAUCUUGCCCACGCCCCAUUUGCUCAAGGAAGACACAUUUUUGCCCAUCGAUUUUGCUCCACCUAAGAAAUUCCAGAACCAGAGGGCUGGUACCCCGGACAGUCUUCGCGGGGGACUCAGGCCAUACUCACCCUCAAUGAGGGCACACGUGCCGCUGGCAUCAUCUUUUGACGAUCUCGCGGUGAUACCCAGCCCUCACGCACUGAGAAAGUCCUCGACCUUUACAGCAUUGGACUUUGCGCCACCACCGCGACUACGUGCAGCGGAUACUAUGAGUGAAACGGGAAGCAUCCGAAGUAAUCGUUCUGGAGUGUCGGCCAUGCACCUGCACAACAUUCGUACAGGAGCAUACCGAGUCAGCAGAAUUCCCAAGGAGGUUGCCGGAACUAAGGAUGAGUUGGCUGCGGCGUUAAGACCACAGUGGGAUCUGAAUCGAUGA
Rhinocladiella mackenziei CBS 650.93 is the source of this 2277-nucleotide messenger RNA. RefSeq lists its product as uncharacterized. NCBI's taxonomy places the organism in Eukaryota, Fungi, Ascomycota, Eurotiomycetes, Chaetothyriales, Herpotrichiellaceae. The transcript is spliced from 2 exons. The record is from RefSeq and is a predicted model, not a curated record. The coding region runs from base 1 to 2277 and encodes 758 amino acids.